Molecule: messenger RNA, 4062 nt
Organism: Jatropha curcas
Lineage: Eukaryota; Viridiplantae; Streptophyta; Magnoliopsida; Malpighiales; Euphorbiaceae
Product: DNA topoisomerase 4 subunit B (DUF810)
Source: RefSeq, a predicted model, not a curated record
UUUUCGCGCUCCCCAAGAUGUACCUUUCUAAUGACUAAGAGCAGCAAGGCACUGCAGCAACGGCACCUGCGGUCCUCCGUUCAUGUUUACUUUACCCACUCCAAAACCUUCUAGUAUAGUGUGUAGAUGGAGCAGGCUGCUCUUUUGCAACGUCACCGUCGCGAUCGCCGGAAGCUAUUAGAGUUUCUCUUAUCUUCUGGUUUGAUCAAAGAGCUCCGAACUCCAUCCGGUCCAAUCAAUUCUCUCUCUAAUAUCGAUUUUGAUUCUGUCAGCGCCGAUUAUAUUCUCCACUGCCUAAAAUCAGGUGGUGUUAUAGAUGUUACUGAAGCGACUAACAAGUACCUGGUCGAAUCGUCUUAUCCUGUUACGAGUUGUUCACAGACGAGGAACUCCUUUUUUCUUGUUUCUGAUCCAGAUUUAGCUGGAUCUCCUCCUAGGCAUGUGCCGCCUCCGGUUAGUGCGCACCAAACCAAGAAUGCAUCACAAUCAUCAAGUCUGAUGGAAAGGUCACGCUUUGAGAAUGCCACAUUGUUUGGGGAUGAAUCUAGUCCUAGAUAUAAAGUAGGAACAAAUGCUCCUGUUAAGCACAGAAGAAACUCUGAAAUUCCUCCACUUGGGUUACCAAGCCUGAACACAGGAUUAUCUGAUGAUGACUUGCGAGAAUCAGCCUAUGAGUUAUUGCUUGCAUCUAUAUUUAUGUCCAGGGUUGAAGGGAAUUCAACUGACAAUAGAAAGAAAGAAAAGAGUUCCAAAUUUUUGUCUGGAUCUAAAAGUAGAAGGGAAAAAAUGCUUCCUCAAUCUGAGUCUUUAGGGAGACACUCAGAGCUCUUGCAGACUGUUCGUGUUCAGAUGCAGAUUUCAGAAGCAAUGGAUGCUUGCAUCAGGCGAAAUUUGAUGCAAUUGGCAGCGAGGAGAAUGAAUGGACAAAUUGACCUUCCUCGUGUCUCCGUUGGGCUUUUGAAUGGAAUUUUCAAGUCUGAUUUUCGUAAUGAAAAAUCCUAUGCGCAAUGGAAGAAUAGGCAGGCAAAUGUAUUAGAAGAAUUUCUUUGUUUUUCUGCUAAUAUCAUGACAACUGAACAUCUAACCAUCAGAAGCCAUGUUGCAAAGAUCAGAGAUGAGAAGGAGUGGGAUGAUAUAAUGUCACCUUCAGAGCGCGUUGCAGUUCUAGCAUCUAUUAGACAAGUUGCUGCAAAUUUGUCAUCUUUGCCUGGGCGAUAUGGCAUCCAAGGUGAAACAUUUUAUUGGACAGCUAGCUAUCACUUGAACACAAGACUUUAUCAGAAAUUACUUUUUGGUGUCUUUGACGUUCUUGAUGAAGGCCAACUCAUAGAGGAAGUUGCUGAGUUCUUAUCACUUAUAAAAUUAACCUGGUCUACAUUAGGCAUCACUCAAAAAGUGCAUAAUGCAUUAUAUGGGUGGGUCCUUUUUCAACAGUUUGUGGAGUCAGAUGGAGGCGUGCUUUUAGAAAAUGCAGUUCUUGAGUUGCAAAAAGUUUCAUCUGCUGAAGAAGCUGAUGGAAAGGAGAAGCAGUAUAUGAACAGCCUAGUAUGUUCAAGGCAAUAUGAUGGGCAUGAAUUAAAGUUAAAUUUAGUGCAGGGUGUAUUUGUCUCAAUAAGCAUUUGGUGUGACAAUACACUACAAGAUUAUCAUCUGCAUUUUAGUCAGAAACCUAGUUAUUUCAAAACAAUGAUGAUCCUUGUGUCAGUGGUUGGACUUCUUACUUCUGAGGAUCGUGAUGAAAUUAAGCUAUCAGAAUUGAGUGCUUCAAGUGCUACUGUUUCUAGAAAACUUAAAUCUCUUGUGAAGAAGUCCAUCAAUGCUGUAAUUAUGAGGGUUGCAAGUAAAGUGGAUCUUGAAUCUAAAGUACAAGGCAUGCAUCCAUUAGCCAUGCUUGCUAAGGAACUAAAAUUGAUUGCUGAAAGAGAGUUCAAUGUCUUUUGGCCAGUGUUGCAUCAAUGGUGUCCCGAAUCCCUGAUGACAUCAGUUGUUCUAUUGCAUCAAUUUUAUGGGGAAAGACUGAAACCAUUCCUUAAGGGAGUGUCCUCUCUUUCAGGAGAUGCUCGAUCAGUUCUAUCUGCUGCUGAAAUGUUGGACAAUUACUUGACUCAGCUGUAUACGACUGCUCUGGGAACAGAUAGGUUGCUUCACUCCAAUCAAGUUUUGGACCAUUAUGAGAUUGGACAAGUUUCCGCACCACUUGUUCUGGAUUGGGUGAUAUCUCAGCAUGCUCAUAUUCUGGAAUGGACUGGACGUGCUUUUGAUAUUGAGGAUUGGGAGCCUUUAUCCUUUCAUCAACGACAGGCAGCAUCUAUAGUAGAAGUUUUCAGGAUCAUAGAGGAGACUGUGGAUCAGUUCUUUGGGUUGAAUCUUCCUAUGGAUAUUACCCAUCUACAAGCUCUAUUAUCUAUAAUUUUCCACAGCCUAGACACAUAUUUGCUGAAAAUGCUCAACCACUUAGUUGAGAAGCAUCAUCUCUACCCCUCUGCUCCCCCUUUAACUCGCUAUACGGAGACUGUUAUUCCGGUGAUUAAGAAAAGGCUUCUGGAGUGUGCAUCUUUGGACAAUAAUGUGAACUAUAAGUUGAAUGAGUUAACAAUUCCAAAACUCUGCAUUAGGUUGAAUACCCUUCAAUAUAUUCAGAAACAAAUUACCACGCUAGAAGACGGAAUUAGAAAAUCUUGGGGACUGAUCAAGCCAUCUCAUACCUCAAGAUGGAGAAACAAUGAGCCACAAGAAGAGAGUACUUCACUAACAUCCACUGAAGCUAUCGACGCACUAUUUGCAACCACUUGUAGCAUCAUCAAGGAAACUGCAACAGAUGCUAUGAACAAAUUCUGUGCCUUUGCUGGAGCAAGAGUUGUGUUUUGGGAUCUGAGAGACAAAUUCUUAUUUCAUUUAUAUCGUGGUGAGGUUGCAAAUUCUCGUUUGGAAGGUUUGCUUCCUCAUGUUGACGCUGUACUCGAUCUCAUAUGUGGAUUGAUUGAUGAUACUCUCAGAGACAUUGUGGUGUUAAGCAUCUUUCGAGCAUCGUUGGAAGCCUACAUUUGGGUAUUGUUGGAUGGAGGCCCUUCUCGUGCAUUUUCUGAUUCAGAUGUUUGUAUGAUGGAAGAUGACUUUAAAUUGUUGAAGGAUUUCUUUAUAGCUGAUGGAGAAGGCCUUCCUCGUUCAUUAGUCGAAAAGGAAGCAAAAUUUGCUCAACGGAUACUUGGCUUAUUUACUCUUCAGACUGAAACCAUUAUUAAAAUGUUGAUGCAUGCAAGCGAACACAUCUCAAUGAGAUUGGAUUCAGAUAAACAUGGUCAGACGCGCUUGGAAGAUGCUCAAACUUUAGUACGAGUCCUGUGCCACAAGAAAGACAGAGAGGCUUCCAAGUUCCUAAAACAGCAAUAUCAGCUUCCCAUGUCUUCAGAGUAUGAUGACACUCCAUCUCAAGAUUCAACUUUUAGAUCGCCUGUUAUAUCGGAUAUUCUCAAGCGAAGUUACUCAACUCAUUGGACCAAAAAGGGUCAGAGCAGUUUCAAAUCAAUAAAGAAGAAACUUCAAGAAGCAACAUCUGAGAUCAGGAAUGUUGCACGGUAACCACUAACCAGUACCUCAACUUGGUACUUCAGAAAGGUAAGUUAAAUUCUAUUGUUAAAUCCAAGAGAACAAAUUGAAGUUCAUCCUUGCAUCUACAGCAGGGAGCAUAAUGACUCAUUGAGACACCAUUACAUUCCCAGCAAGCCAAUUUUUGUAUGUAAAUGGAAAUUCAUCAACCACUGAGAUUCAUAGUUGAGUGUAAAUCCACAGCAAUCUGUUGGUAUACACUCAUGUAUUUAUAGAUUAGAAAAAAUUAGUGACGGUUCACUGGCAGGUUUAGCAAUGAGAAUUUGUUUCUGGGGUAAUUAGAAAAUCAUCAAUGAUUAGAUUUGAUGUUAUGCAAUCUUAAAGAUUGUCUACAGGCGAAAACAUAUGCACAGAGAAUUGGCCGCCGUUCUUUCCUUGCUUUUGUUUGAUUCUACAUUUGUCAAAAGUGGGAUUACUUUUUCUUCUGCCUUAAAGGUGAAAAUGAUUUUAUCAUUU